CUUUGGUGGUGUUAUCAGUGUUAGGAAUCGCAGUGAUAUCGGGACAAAACCUGAAAACUGUAACUGCAGAGACAGCUGAGAGUUACAAGUGUUAUUACGAUGGUCAGAUGUAUAACGCUGGCGAUCUUUUACCGACGCGUCACAUGUGUCUUAACUGCACAUGCUCUGAAGACUUUUUAGAGCCAAGUAAUGUUUACUGCGACGUUAUCAACUGUGUGGAAGCUCCUGAGCUAAAUUUGGGAUGCAUUCCAAUGUAUGAUGAGUCUGAAUGCUGCCCUGUAUCUUGGAACUGCAGUGAGUCAACGUGCCAGUGUGACAGAAGAUACUUGGAGCAUUACGGUGCAAAGGGAUGUGAACCAGUCUACAGCGAAGGGUGCGACUGCCCCAUUAGAUACAACUGCGAACCCAGCAACGCCGUAGCAAAAGAUGAUCAAGUGUGCCACUUCAACUCCCGCACCUAUCAGAAAGGAGAAGACAUUCCAACUUCCAAUCCAUGCGAUAUCUGCACUUGCCGAGAAGCAGCCAACCCCCCUGCUGCGGAGAUCAGCUGCAUUACGAUAGAAUGUCCACGCCUGUUUGGACCACGAUUAAACUCGAGCUGCUACCACGUGUAUGAGAAAGAUAAAUGUUGUCCGGAGACAAAAUGCUCGGCAGAUGAAGUGAUUCCAAGAACCGAAAAGGUGUGCGAACAUGCAGGUAAAACGUACAAACUCGGCGAGCGGAUCUUUCCCGAAGACCAGCCUUGCCAGAUUUGUACUUGCACGGAGAACUGGAAUGGGGUCGACGAGAGCAGCUGCAAGAAAUUCGACUGCAUGUUGGAAAAGAAGAGGAAGAAUUUACUGGAUGGAUGUGUACCUAUAUAUCACGAAACCACCUGCUGUCCCAUUGAAAUGUACUGUGGCUCACCAGAAGAGGGUUUUAGAAAUACAACUGUUCCCCAGGCAGACCAAAGCGAUAAAGAUUCGGGCAUGGCCUGCAUCUUCAAAGGAAUGCACUACAAGCUUGGGCAAAUCUUGGAAAUCAACCACCCAACCAACUGUGUGACCUGCACUUGCAGCACUCCGCCGGAUUUCACCUGCGUCCACAAGUCGUGUCCCAGACCUCCAAACAACGACUAUGAGAACUGCAAAGCCUCCUUCCCACCCGGAGAAUGCUGUCCCACCUAUCAGUGUCCACGGUCAGCCAAAGCAUUUUGGAAUUCAGCUCCCCGCAGGCUGAGUGGGGUUGAGUGUUCUCCUGUCCACUGUCCAGCUGGUUGCUCAGAAGUGACCAUUUCCAAUUCCUGCCCCUUCUGUAAAUGCGACGAUUUUCUGUGCUCACCACCGAAAUGUCCAGCCGGUUGCAAGAUCCGGGAAGAUGUCCCAGUCGGACAGUGCCCUGGCUGCGACUGUGAUGUAUGGGAACCACAAACUGAUGAUGGAGUGAUUUGCGAGGCCGUUUCUUGUCUUCCACAUUGUCAUGAAGUUGUGAACCCAGAUGGGUGUUUGAUGUGUGUGUGCGGUCCCCUGUGCACUCCUCCACGAUGCGAUCCCGGCUGCAAACUCGAAAGGCAGGUUCCUGAUGACGAAUGCCCUCGAUGCGUUUGUAGAGAUGUACAAGUCAAAUGCUCCCCCGUACGGUGUCCUCCGACUUGCAGACAAGGAAUCGGAGCUACAGGUUGUCCUUCCUGCAUUUGUGAACCGAUGUGUUCCCCGCCAAAAUGUGAUUUCGGAUGCUAUGUCGACCCCGAUCCAAAGGGACUCUGUCCUGACUGCAUCUGCCCCAGCAAAGACAACCCUCAAAGCAUUCAGUGCGCCCCCGUCGAAUGCGGACCGUUGUGUCACGUGGCUUACUUCGGAAGUGGUUGCCCAACUUGCAUUUGUGACCCAUUGUGCUCGACCCCACACUGCGAUCCUGGAUGUCGCCUGAAAUACGACCCACAAGCUGGUCCAUGUCCUCAAUGCGAAUGCCCACCCAAAGAUGUCGGCCCCGUUAAAUGCUUGCCCGUGCAAUGUCCAUCUGGCUGUCGAAUUGAUUUCACCACAAGACAAUGUCCAAGCUGCUCAUGUGACAACCCGAUGGGAGGGAUCCAGUGCUCCAUACCCGUUUGCGCUCCCUGCGCGGUCAACUUCGGCUCGAAACCUUGUCCGAGUUGCGAUUGCUCUGGAAUCGGAACUGGUUUUGAUCCUUUAAUACACGGAGUUCAAUGCACUCCACCGCAAUGUGACGAACCAGAAUGCAAAAUUGAUUAUACCGGAAUUCCUUGUCCAGACUGUGUAUGUGACGGUAACAAAGCUCCCCCUACCAUAGGGUGCUCCAUACCGACAUGUGCCCCAGGUUGCUCUCUAGAUUCCUCAACUCUACCUUGUCCCAGUUGCAAGUGUGACUCUGAAGGUACUCCGAAUGUUCCGUGUUCACCCCCAAAAUGUGAUCCGGGCUGCCAAGUUGACUACUCUACACAGCCUUGUCCCAGUUGCAAGUGUGACUCUGAAGGUACUAGCAUCAAAUGUUGCGUGAAAUCUAACUCGGGUUUUCCAUGAAAACUGAAUAUUUUAAACUUCACUCACAUUUCUUGUAGGUAAGGCCCCUAUAGUGGAGGAGCCGACGCAUCCGCCAUUUUGGAGCAAACUUGAUCCAGUGCUUCGUAUAGCGAUAGCAUUGCUGCUGAUGUUUACAUUUCUUUAGCAUGUGUUAAAUUAAGUCGAAUAGGUGGU
Molecule: messenger RNA, 2693 nt
Organism: Uloborus diversus
Lineage: Eukaryota; Metazoa; Arthropoda; Arachnida; Araneae; Uloboridae
Product: kielin/chordin-like protein
Exons: 18
Coding region: 108-2519 (803 amino acids)
Molecular function (GO): protein binding
Source: RefSeq, a predicted model, not a curated record